UGGUCUCUCAAAAUAUUUAUGUAGGAGAGUGGAUGUUGAGUCACUCUGAAAUUUUAUUUAUGUCAAAUUUAUUUAAGUCGAAUGUUUACCAAACAAAUCUUUUGAGAGACUGUUUUUUUUUACACUGGAUUUAUUUCAUCAUUGUGAAAAAAGUUAGGGUCAGAAAUAAAAAUGCGUACUUGAAAUUCGAUUGUUUUGAAAUUCAAAGUCUGAUUUUGAUGCAAAAAUAAAAAAAAAAUAGUCUUUAAAAUUUCAAAUUCAAAAUCAGAUGGCACAGAUUUACUUCCAUAUCCAGCUUUCUGUCUUUCUCUGUGCAUCCAGCAGGUGGAAGCAGCGAGAAGAAGCAGCUGCUCGUUGUUGAUGCUGAGGAAGCUUCUCCUCCACUUCUGCAUCUGAGAGGAGGAGGAGGAGGAGGAGGAGGAGAGACAGCUUCACACUUCCUGUGUGUCGAUCUGCGUUCAGCCGAGUCCAGCGAGCUGCAGCUCCGGGAGGCUUGUGGCUCUGCAGACCGGGCAGGAGGAGGCUUCUGAGGGAUAGGGAGGUGGUGUACGGGUCGGAGAGACUGCCAGGACCUCCGUGCAGAAGGAGCAGUGGAAACCAGAAGCCAUAAAUGUGGAUUGUUUACACCGGAGGGUCCCACCGAUCCUGCUCCAGAGCAGCCGCCUCGGCUCAGCAGACCCACCGUAGAUAGCGUCACUGUAGCGGGGCUGAUGUUGGCCCUGGUCCUCGGCCUUCAUCCUCUUCAACAUCCAGCCUGUUGCGAGUGCAUUUAGCCGCUGGAAGUGCCGCGGGAGGACCGGAGAGAGGAGCGGGGGAGCGGCGCAGCAUCGCCCCGUGCAUGGUGCAGCGGGGCCGGGGAGGGAGUGGAUGAGACGCCGGAGCUGACCCAGAGAUGGCUGUACUCAAACUGGCCGACCAGGUAGACCCUGCUAGCUGCUAGCCUAGCAUUAGAUAGGCUUCAUCAUCUCUAUUUGGGGGUGAUAUAUUCUCCAAUCGCCGUGUGUCUAUGUGCUUUCUUUGUGAACGCUUAUUGUACCAGAAUCUAUGAAAAGAUUCACAGUUUGCUGGUAAAUGCGCUCAGAUCUCAACCACAAAGCAGAGGUUUUAAAUCGUCUAGAUUUUUGGCUUUUAUGGCAAUAAUUUUCGAUGUUCCGUUAAAAUUAGGACAGCCCACUUCUUCACUGAUACUUCCUGCUCUGUUUCCUUCCGCAAGCAUCCUCGGUGCUGCAGCGAGCAUGUCCUCAAUAAUGAAAAUAUAACCGGAGACUGAUGCAGAGUCACUGCUGCCACAAAUGCAUGCUUAAUACUGCUGCCACAGCUGGAACAGAUUCAUGUUUUAUGAGGCAAAGCUGCAAAUACAAACCAAUCCUGGUCAAGUUUGAGCAAAAAUAUGAGGAGGAAUAUUUGAGAUGUUGGCUGAACCAGUGGUUCUCUUAUCGGGGUCCCUCUGGGGACCCUCAGGGACCCUUAAAGAGGCUUCAGGACGUCCACAAAGAUCUAAAUGUCAUAUGUCUUCAAUGGUGAGUUACACGACAAAAAACUAUAUGAGUCUUUUGGUUGUCGGCUUCAUGUAUUUCCUGUUAUGAAACAUCUAACAGGAUAAAUCUGCUCAGAUUUGAGAUCCCAGUGUAAAAUCCAAUGAUGUCUGUUUUAAAAGGUGUGAAGUUUACUGGACUCACUGCAGUAUUGUUCUCAAAGCAAACAAUCUGUCUCGAAGAGUUUGUGGUUUGCACAUUCCUCAAGUGAUCGGGGACAUUUCUAAUCCUUGGCAGGUCUACCUAGUUUUCAAAUUAUGUAAACUUGUGUGGGAAUUAACUCGGGGAAAGUGUGCAAGAGCGUGCACAAAAAAGGAGUGAUUAAUGCCUGAAAGUGGCGAGCAAUACAAGUUAUUAUGUCUCUUUCUGAUCUGAUUUUAUUAACAAUGCAGAGUUUGAUGCAGGGCUAAACUAAACAUUGUCUUUAGAUUAAAGGAUUGAGUAACCUUCUGUAAACAUCUCUUAAAAAUUCACAAAUUGGGACAUUUUCGGGUGCAAAUCUGCCACUCCAAAACUGUCAGCUAGUGAAAAUUAGGCCAUGUAUCUUGGUGGAAUACAUUUGGCAUCCGCAGUGUUACUACAGAGAGUGUUUUUCCUGUCUCCUGAGUCACAAGAUUUCCCUCAAAAGAAGCUUUUUCCUCCAAAUGUACAUUUUUUAAGCAAAAUAAUGCACAAAAGAGUCCUGAAAAGUGUUGGAAAACUUGGGUAACUUCAAAACGAACAGCUGGAAAUCUUAAAACAGCCACGAGUGCAGAUGUCGGUGUUGCAGCUAACAAUCACUUCCUCCUCUCCUCCUCCUCCUCAACUGAUUUUCAUUCAUUACUUCCUCAAUAGUCUGUGAAAUACUUAAAAAACAAUGAAAAACAUCCAUAACUGUUCCUGAAAGCCCAAAUCAACACCCUCAUUUUGCCUCUUUUGUCCAUCAAAUCAUCAAAAACAACAGAGGUUUUUAAUAUGCUAAAAUAAUGAGGGAAGAAAAGCAGUGAAUUCCUUAAGUUGAGUCUAACUUUCACUGCUCAGUGAUCACUUUACAGGUCCCCAAAUCUGAGCCUUUUCUUUUUGAUCUCACUUCUGUAGAUACCCAGACUCUGUCAUAGUGCCGCCCUGUUUUUAUUCUGCAUUCGCUUGUAUCUGGAGAGCUUUAGCGUGAUAAAAGUAGAGUGAGAAAUCCCCAUCUGACCCAGCACUGCUCUAGCUGUUGUUUCUGAUCUGCUCUUCUCUUCAAGGAAGGGAAGAUCUGUUUUUUUAUGUAACUCAGAAGAACUGAGGGACUUCCUGUUAUUUUCAGACAACAUGCUGAUGAAGCUGAUAACUGGAUGCCUCAGCUCAGAGGCUUCUUGAUUUUUUUUUCUCUUUUUCUGCUGUCUUUUAUCAUGUGCUCAUCAAGAGAGCAGCACUUGCAAACCUGUUUUUGUCAGAUUUUGGUGCAAUUAAAGUGGAUGGUUUGUUCUUUGGUAACAAUAGAGUUGUAUUUGCAGACUGCAAAAUACUCACAAAAACCUGAUCAUGGGCAUUACCUGCCUUACCUUGUCUCCAUCUGAAAGGUCCUGGGUUGUGAUUUUUAUCCUGUUUUAUCCUGCUGGCCUACCUUGGGUUUCAACUUCUACAUGGGCUGCCUGAAUAGGCUACAUCACAUUUUCUCCGCUAGAGAGGUCCAGCAUUAUGUUUACUCCUCUAGAAAUUCAGUAGACUCACUGCAUUCAUAUUUCACUACUAAAACACAGUGCAGCAAACUUUAACUGUUGCCCAUUGUAUCUUCUCCACCACAGAAGCAGGUUGUAGGGUACAGCUUGGCAUUUUCUCCACUAGAAAUGUGGGAGUUCACUUUUGGGCACUGCAACACAUUUUGUUCAUGAGUAGGGCCCCAUCAUUUCUUUGUGUUUUCUUCACUUCAAAUCGAACCUCAAUGUCUUUGCAUUGUGUUUUAUCUGAUUUGAAUAAAACUUUUUUUGUGCAGUGUUUCGUCCAAUGUUGUUUUCUCCGCUAGAAUGGUUAGUCAGAUCACUGCAUCAUAUUUUCUCUUCUAAAGUGGCACUGCCCUGCAUUUUCUCCAGUAAAGGAGCGAUAUCACUUAUUGCGUUUUCUCCUUUGAACGGUUGCUCGUUGUAUCGUCUCCACCACAGAAGCAGGUUGUAGGGUACAGCAUGGAAUUUUCUCCACUAGAAGUGUGGGAGCUCACUUUGUUUUCCCCCAAAACAACACAUUUUGUUCACCAUUAGGGCCCCAUCAUGACAUUUUCUCAUCAUUUCUUUGUUUUCUUCACUAAAAUUGAACCCCAAUGUCUUUGCAUUUUACUUUAUCUGAUUUGAAUGAUAUUUUUGUGCAGUGUUUUGUCAAGUAUUGUUUUCUCCACUAGAAUGGUUAGUCAGAAAGUACUGCAUCACAUUUUCUCCUCUAAAGCGGCACUGCCCUGAGUUUUCUUUAGUAAAGUAGCGCUAUCACUUACUGCGUUUUCUCUUUUAAACGGUUGCUCAUUGUAUCUUCUCUACCACAGAAGCAGGUUGUAGGGUACAGCAUGGCAUUUUCUCCGCUAGAACUGUGGGAGCUCACUUUGUUUUCCCCCAAAACAACACAUUUUGUUCACCAUUAGGGCCCCAUCAUGACAUUUUCUCAUCAUUUCUUUGUUUUCUUCACUAAAAUUGAACCUCAUUUUUUUGUGAAGUGUUUUUUCCAAUAUUGUUUUCUCCACUAGAAUGGUUAGACAGAAAGUACUGCAUCACAUUCUCUCUUCUAGAGCGGCACUGCCUUGCAUUUUCAGCCCUGUAUGAAGUUUAUUUUGUACUUUUUUUUUACUUCCUUGUUGAAAAAUUUGGUCGUCACUUAUUGAAGGAGCUCAAAGUCACUUGUGGGGUAGAUUUUAGGGGUUAUAGACCUGUGCAGAAAAGAGGAAGUGCAGGAAGUUGUUGACUUUUAAGUUUCCACCACAGUACUGCAGCUUUUUUCAUGGACGUGUGCAUGUUUUCUUAACAGAUAUCCUGUGUUUUUCUGGGUUUUCCUUUUUCUUUCACACCGGUUUCCUCUAUUGUUUCCUGUGUCUGUUGAAGGCAGGUGAAAAAUACAGUGAUUUGUAUGUUGGGCAUGUUGCAGCAGACUGAGAGAGUAAUAAGUUGCAGAGGGACUUCAGAAGUGUGUCAUGGUCCCGAGGGGGAGGAGAUGGGGCAGUUCGGAGCCUGUCACCUCAGGCAUCUCAGGAAAUGAAGACAUGGCUGCAGAGAAAAGACCUUUUUUUUUCAAACAGGGAGACACAAAACAGGACAUACUGUAUGUGUGUUGCAUGUUAGCGUGUUAGCGUUUGAGUGUUUGGAAAUGAAAACAGAGGUAAUCUGAUGGAGGAAGUUUGUGUAGGAUAGGAAUGAGAAAGUGGAAGAUAGACAGAGGGGGAAAUCUGUCCCUUCAUUCGCACGAUCUCACUGUUAAUGAUGAAGUUAAAAUGGCCCUGUAUGGUGCUGAGAAGAAAAAUGAGCCUCACUGUCUCAUUUAGUAUGUCCUUUAUGGUUAAGAUGAUUUCUCUGCAGUUUUUAGUAAACCCACAGAGGGAAAAGGCUCAUGGGAAAGGCCAUCCAAGACAUAAAUAUUGAAUAAACUCUGAAAUAGGUAUUUUUUUAAACAUCCGCCUUCAUCUAAACAAAAACAUACCCACAGGAUGAACUGUCGAGGAAGGAUCGAGGUCAUUACUGUCCUUUUCAUUUUUUCCCCCUCUUAUACAGUGACCGAUUAAAGGUGCAGUGCGUAGUUUUUUAGCAGUCUAAACUUAAAUUUCUGUUUUCAUGACUCGUAUUUGUGUUGUUUUGGGACAUCCCUUGUGUAAGUUAUAAAUAAAACAGGUUAAUAUGAGUGAGUCACCUCAGUCAGUCAGUGUAUAACCGGGAGUGCCGUCCUCUCUCUAAUCCCCUGCAGAGCAUGUGUCAGGCACAGCAGCUGAUAGAACUCACAAGAGAUUGUCUAAAUCAUUAAUUGCAGGUGGUGAUCUUCUGCAUAUUAAAAACGCAAACAAGAAUGGUCUGCCCAGGUGUUAUCUAUGUGUAGAAAAUACAUAGUUUUAAAGGCUAAUUUAGAGAUUAGAGAAAUGUUAUUAAAAAGCCAACAUUAAAAAAAAGGCAGGAGGAAAAUUCAGAAGAAUUUAAACUUAUCAAAAUUGUUUUUUUAUUGAUCGUAACCCACCUGACUUCAUGAUCAUCUUGUUAAAAACUGAUCAGCCUCGAUAAAGUGCUGUAGUUUGGUCCUGAUACUCAGGAGCUGAGGAGUCUUUCAUUCACACGCCCUCUCCUUAAGUCUCAUUGAGUCCUGUCCUCUGCCAGCGUCAGCCUCCUUGUUUCCUCACUUCGUUCACAGACACAGUGCUGUGAUGAGGGAUCACUGCCAGCUAAAGUUUUUGUGUGUGUGUGUAGACUCCGAGAAUGUGUGCGCAUGGGUAUGUGGAGCACUUAUAAAGAAGGGCAUGGUGAAAGAGGCAACAUGCUGCCAAUCGCUGGCUGCUUUUCCAGGAAGAGCACCCAGACCCCAAAGUCUAUCUCCAGAUAGGACUUGAUCAGAUUGAGUAUAUUUAGUGUCAUUUUGAGGGUUUGUGUUUUUUUUCUGUGCGUGUAUUUUUGUGGUAUUCAUGAUAUUGUCUUUGUGUUGUCAUAUUGAGCAGGUUGAAACCCUGUCUUUCUUUGAUUACGCUGAUUAAUAUCGACUUUAAGUGGGUUUUCUAAAAUUUUUUAGAUUUCAGUGAUUUUUUUUUUUGGUUUCACAUGUCACACAAAGACUUGGCCUGACCUCGGCCUCUCAGCUGCAUAUUGUUCUGUGAAAUUGCUACAACAGUUUUGCCAGUUAUGUAUUGGCAGACUUUGUUUCAUGCAGAAAUACAGUCAGUGUGCAAGAAGCAGGUGGAGCACAUCAGUGACAUCCCUUACUGGAGACAUGUUCAAGAAAGGGGGAUACUUAAUUGUAUCCGUUGCUUAUUGAAGAUACAAUAAUUGAAACAGCAUAAAAUGACAUAAACAGAACCUUAAAACAAAAUUUGCAAAGAAGAUUGGUACAUUUUGGCAGGAAAGUACUGAAUUGUAUGGGUACAAACUUAAACAGUACAAGAAUAAACAAGACAAACCAUAGUUGAUCUGUUCUGUCCCAUAAAAGAGAAGAGAGAAGGAUUUUUAGAGUCACAUUUUACUCCCUGACUGUAUGAACUGGUAUCACUAACAGACUCAGGUACCAGUAUCACAGGACAGCACCUUCAUGUUUUUAAGGGAUACAGAGAUCAGGAUGACGUGAUGAUGUGGCCGAACACUAGAUUCAGAAAUAAGGCCCUGAAGAGGAAGUGUUGUCAUUCUGUGCGAUCAUGUGUGCUCAGUUUUUGAAGCAGAAGUGAAACGCUGCUCUGCGCUUCCUCUCUCUGGUUUCUGAGAAGAAGAGAGCGCGUAAGAAGAAGUGAAGCAAGAAGAGACAGGAAGUGAGGAGAAGCACGCGUCUGUUCUGUUACAUCUGAUUCAUCUCUUACACAGCUAAACCUGUAGCCUGUAGCCUUUACAUCCAGACUGUGUGGGGGCUUUGCCUUCAGAUCUUGAGUGAUUUAUGUCAGUGAAUGCAGCGGAUAGUAACUGUCUCUGUUUGGUGUUAAAGGACCAUACCGCUCAUUUUUAUACAGUUUUCUCACACUUCCAUGUACUUUACAUCGAUAUUUCUAUAUUUGUUCAUGGUUUUAUGGUGUGAAAAAGGCAUACUGUUAGUUUUGAUCUCCUCCAGAAUCCUAUUCUGAUAAAUGAAUGGUGUUUUGUUUAACCUAAAUAGAUUUUACUUUUCCUGUGAGAAUAAAUCUGCAGCUGAAUCCGUUUUUAGGUUUAAAUUUUACAUGUACUAAACAUUUAGUGACAAUCAAGCUACGAUAACAACAGAGGCUCUAUCUGAAUAACAUUGAUUUGAUGUUUUGGAUAAACCAAGAUGUUCACGUUGUUUAAUUCAUGUUUAAUUUUUGUUAGCUGUCUCUUGCUUCCAUUAAAUUCUGCACAUAUUGACAUUUCAAGACCAGAUUCUUAUCAGUUAAAGCUGGAUAAUAAAUCAACAUAAAUAUUUAUAUUCAUUUUUGUUUGUUUUGGCAUUAUUCUCAUUGGAGAUUAUUUAGUGCAGACUUUAUUUACAAAAGGCAACUGCACAAGAAAUUUAGAGAUUAAACUUUCAUGAGAGAACAUAAUAAAAGAUCUAACUUAUAAAAGAUCUAAGUUAUCCUGCAUGCUCUUUAUAUUAACACACCAACAUUUCCACUCUAGUCGUGUUCGUCUGUGUGACAUUCUUCCCUCCCUCCCCUUUUGUUUGCUUUGUAAAUGAUCUGCAGGUAUCCAUGCAGUGAAUGCAAACUACCUGAAAACAAUAUUUGCAUAAAAUUUUGAAUUUCUGGCACAAUUGAAUAAAUAAGAAUAAAAACUGCUAAAAAAUUUUCCAGAAAUGUAAGGAAUGUACACCUGAGCUGCAGAAAAACUAACAAUUUCAUAGUCAAAACAGAUUAUUGUUAUUGUUUCUUAAGUUUAGAUAUUUUCUGUGUGACUCUUAGACGUGUUUAAAUGAUAAAAUAUGGUUGCAUAUUAAUUGAUGGUAUUAAAACAUACAUUUAAAACAGGAAAACCUCAUGUCUUGUCAUUUCUGUGAUAAAAUUUGUACCCUGAAGGAGUGAAUAUGUAAAAAUUCAAUGAUUCACCUUUUAUUUUGAAAUGUCUUUUUCAGAAGUUCCCCUGCAGACAUUUCCUUCCCCCCUUCACUGGUGUCUGUUUCUUUAAAACCUUUACUGUGAAGCGCUGAUGGACUGAUAGCUUCUGUGUGUGUCUGUGAAUGUGUAUGUUUGUGUCUACAGCCUCUAUUUACAUCAUAUCUGUGAUCUGGGAGGGAAAAUAUGGGCCUGACCUCCACGCUGCGCCCUUCAUUAGAGCUUUUUCUCUGCUAGACGUCUUAUUUUUAUGAUCUGUAUCUACCAAAAACAGUUUUCUCUCUACGGCAGCAGAUAUUUCAGUCUCCUGUCUGUGUGAGAAGGUAAUAAAGAACAUUUAAAUAUACAGUGUAUAGUAGCUGCAGCCCGGGUGCUCCAGAUUUUGUAAACACAGCAGCUUAAAGUCAAGCAGCUGCUCUUCUAAACACACACACACACACACACUUACACACACACUCUGCAAUAUACCGUGGGAAGGAUCAUGCUCUGUCUCCUUGUUUAACGUCCAGGAAGUAUUUCAUUUAGUCACGCCUCUAAACUUCAAAGUCUGUUUCAUUCAAUCAUGGUGUCAUCCAUGUUCUUCCUCAUCAUGUGAUGAAUAACUGAUUUUAUUUGAACUCUAAUUUCUCGUGUGUCUCCUUCUGCAGCCUCCUCUCAUCCAGGCGAUCUUCAGCGGAGACCCCGAGGAGAUCCGAAUGCUCAUUUACAAGUCUGAAGAUAUCAAUGCUCUGGUGAGGAGACACAGAGACACACAGUUUUGAUGAAAAUAAUAACAAUAAUAAUAACACAUUUUUAGUGCCCUUUACAUCUUAAAGGCAAAGAAAUAUCACAGUAAAGGAAUAUAAAAACAGGUUAUUGGUUGAAAAACAAGAGAAACAUCUCAUUAAAAGAGUAAAAGCAAGAUAAGCAGGUUUUUUAGAGGUGUCAGAUUUUUCUAGAAUUCAGGCUUGGUGGCUAAAACCCUGAGCAAACCCAGAUAUAAGAGGGUUUAGUACCUUAAAAUAGAUUCAAAGCCGUAAUUGAAACUCCAAAUUUAAAUCAGUGCAGCCAAAAAAUGACUAAAACCCUAGAAGGUGACGCUGAACAUACUACAGAUGAAAAGCGCUUCACUUCGGAGACCAAACUCUGGUCCUAGUGACACAAGAUUUCAAUAUUUCCGAAGUCCGCAUUCAGAAAAUACAAACCCAGCUCCAUGUCACUCUUCUUCGUCUUCUCUGCUUUCACUUCCUGCAGCAGUCAGCACCCGAGGGAGAGCGGGGCAGGUCAAGAGUCAGCGGAGCAAAGUUCAGAGUGUGUUUUUUUUUACAUCAUGUGUGUGUAAAGAUGCAGAACACGUGUGUAGGCGGGCAGAGCAGGAUGCGGGCAGGCCUGCAGUCCUGGUCUCUGCUGGAUUCAGUGUGUUUGCUCUCUGAUGAUGGCUUCAGGAGGACUCCCCUACAUUUGGGUCCUCCUCUGAUGUGUUUUUGGUGUCUGGGCUGCAGUUAUACGAGUGUGUGUGUCUGUGUGUGUGUGAGCUGACUCUGUAGAACAAUGGUUGUGUUGACACUGACAGCUGCUGUCACUGAUCCUCUGUGAGCUGAUCUCACAGCCUCCUCUGUUCACUCCCAGAGAGGAAUCCUGGGUAAUAGAUACGAGCUUAGCAGGCAGUAUUGUGUGUGAGAGAGUCGCACUCUUACAUGAUAAAAAUUAAGUUAAUUAACUCUGUUUAUGUUGCGCCAUUUGCACAAAAAAUGCCGCUCCAAGUACUUAAAAACAAGAAGAUAUAUGCUGGGAGUGCUUGACAUGAAAAUUGAUACACAAAAACAUAACUUAAACACUUGAGAGUAUAACACAAUAUCAACUUACAUGCAGACCGAGACUCUGGGGACUCCAGUAGAGUUACUCUCUUAAUUUGAUUGUAUGCACAGCUCUCAUUCUGAUUACAAACUAAACCAUGGUCUCUUAAGGAUGAAUGCAGAUUAUGAAAGAUAAAACUGUGAUUCAUAUUCCAAACAUAAAAAAAGUACAAACAAACAAACACUAACUGAGUGACUUCCUCUCUCAGGAUUCAGAGAAGCGCACUCCGCUGCAUGCCGCUGCCUUCCUGGGCGAUGCAGAGAUCACCGAGCUCCUCAUCCUCUCUGGUAAGACUUGUUCUUUUCGUCUAAAUCAUCUGCAUGAGUUUCCAUCUUCUUCUAUUUUUUUUAAAUCUCAGACAGUGAUGACUUGUCCCAAAUAACACAACAAGUUAUCUAAUGUUUACAAAAGCCUGUAGUGCACCUACAUAAUCGUGUAAAAAAACCAACAUAGUCUGUGUGUUUACAUCCUAGAAUGAUAGAAAAAGGCUGUCAGGAGGCUUGGGAGUGUUUCAAAAUAGAGUAAAGAGAGUUUUACAUGAGGAUGUGCCACUGGUUAAACACUAAGUAUUUAAAAAAUGUAUUAUUGAUUCUUCCUCUGCAUCACAGUGCUAAGAGACGGCUGAUUCUUUGAAGUCUUGCAGCUGUCUUUUUGAGGCAAUAUUCUGAUAAAUGCAACAUAGGAAGCUGUUAAAGUUGCGAAAUUAUAGGUUUGAUCAUAUAUCUGCUAUCCAUAUGUAAACAGACAUCCAUGUCUAUAAAAAAACUACAUUUUAUUUGUGAUGUAAAUGACAGAACGAGUCUUUUAGUGUGUUUAUUCAGCUGCAUUUUCAAGGCAGCAACUAUACUUGUCAGCAGGUUGAAUUUAUUGUUCGGCUUUUCGUGGGAUUUAUUAAUAACUAAGAAGAAUGUGGGAUGCGGCUGGAAUGGCCUAGAUUCAGAUCAUUGAUUUAGUAUCAUAAGUUGAUAAAAUUCUAGUGUUUUAGCCGGUCAGUAACCUCCAGGGUUGACAAAUGAAGCCUGCUAGAGGUCUGCCUCUAAAAGCUGAAGAAUCCCCACUAACACCUGUGAAGGGGCGAUCGUGUGUCAUGUGACAAAGACCUUUUUUUAUACAUGUGUGUACAAAAGAGGCCGAAAGGAAAAGGGUCAAAUUAAAAGAUGGCGCUAAAUGAAGAAUCAUCAAUCACUUGAUACCUGAACAGUGUACACAUUCAGAAUAAAACCGUCAUGUGACUCAACAGAAAUGAACAGAUCAAACUUUUACUUUGAAAACCAUCCAGGACCUUUCAACUGUAUUUGAUACAAUAGUAGACACAGAUAUUCUUAAUUUGAGUUUGGUAAUCUGUGUUUUCGCCAAAAGACACACAUGACUUUCAAUUCUUAGAUUCUCAUCGCCGGUCUGUAAGCACUGACUUGUUGACUCACUCACAAAGAUGAAAAUGAAGACUUUGGUAGGAAUACAUGAACAGAACGGAGACAUUACUUGAUGCAGAGAAACUCAUGCUAUUAAAUCCCAUAUUUUAUGUAUUUGGCUCAUUUCUUUAGGAGUGGUGGGGGUCAUCUUGGGAUGGUGGGCCAUCAUUCAUAAUUACUGGCUGAAUACUAAUUUCAGCUUUUAAAUGUCAAUGACUUUUUGAUGUUCAAACUUCCUUUAAAUCCUGGCUGUCAUCCUAAUAACCCUUACCUGUGUUUUACAGCAGAUUCAAAAAUGUUUACGGCCUGCUACAAGUAAUGGUUUUGGUCGUAGUUAGUCAUCUUAAUAUGUACUCAAAGGGAUGAAGCUGUUUGCCAAGAGGCUGAAGACCUGCCUCAACUCCUCAUUGUCUGUGUCUAAAUUGACCAAAAAGUUAUUAAGUCAAUAAUUCGAAUAUGUCCCUCACCAUCGUUUGACUUAAGAAACCAAUGGUUGACCCCAUCGAGACUGCAUCCAUCUUUCAUUGAGUUUCAGCCCAUGUAAAGUGGUUGUUAAUGAAGUCCAACAAAUCAGCUGUGACUUCAUCCAAGUUUCUUUAAAGUUGUUUAUAUUGACAAAUGAAACCUGCAGGCCCGUGCAUCUCCUCCACUCUUUUUUGCUAACACUCAUGGCUGUCUGUGGUUGGUUGGUUGGUUAACUCGACUGUGUCAUAUUUCUGUCUUCUUUUUCUGCCCCUUUUUUCUCUGCAGGGGCUCGGGUCAAUGCCAAAGAUAACAUGUGGCUCACCCCCCUCCAUCGCGCUGUGGCAUCACGGAGCGAGGUGAGCACACACAAACAAGCCUGCCCUACUAACAGAGGACUUUGACUCUAAACGGACCAAAAGGGGAUUUAUGGUCAUUUUAAAGGGCAAAAAUAGAAUAGAAAAUGAAAUUUGGGAAUUAUUAAAAAGCCUCAGGUUUGUUGCAAAUCCCUGCAGCUGUUGGUGCGCUGUUGGUAAAAAUACAUAGAUAAGGGAUUUUCAUAUAAUUUUAGCUUAAUUCAAACCAUGUUUAACAGGUGGUCUUAAAAAGGUCCCCAGUUAGUGGACGAGUCCCCUCGAGAUGAGCGUGUAACAACAUCAAAGUUCCCUGUUUGUUAGAUACACAAGUACUCGCACACACACACACCCACUGAGUCCAAUUCUUCCUCGAAGAAUAAAACAACUCCCACAGUGUUUCUCACAAUGACUCAGGUGUCAAAGAGCUGACAACACCUUGUUGUGUUUACCUGAUAACACUCUUACUCAUCAGUUCCAGCCCCUCCCAGCACUCACUCACUCACUCACUCGCUCGGCUCUCCGCUUUACAUUCAUACUCUGUAAAUCUGGGUCAAAACAUUUCAUCAGCCUCAUCAUCAUCAUCACUCUCAGUGCCAGAACAGGUAAUACUGCAUGGCUGAGCAGCUGCAGGAGGAAUUUUAGUGGCUUAAAGGAACGUAGUUGUGAAUGGCAGCAGGUGUAUUGUUUCAUCUGUUGUGACUCUCUGGAAUUUACUUACCAGGAAAAACAUACUGACACACUCUGAACUUGAUAUUUUGAAUACGUCGUUGGAUACUUGAUGAAUAAUCCUCUAGUUUGUGGAUCUAAAAACGCUUAACGACCACGCCACACUGCAGGAUUACAUUUGUCAUCUUUGCUUGUUUACAUCUGGGUUGUAGAGGAUUAUAACAUUAACAGGAGCCACAGCCCAGACUAGUAGCUGCAGUUUAGGCUUAUAGUAAUAGAAAUAUUAAUAGUUGAUGUAAAGGGAUAUUCCGGCAUAAAAUUAAUUUGGUCCAUUAUGGACUGCUGCGGGGUUACGCAGCUCAAGGAAGAACAUUUAUGAUCAUUUCUUUAUAAUUUCCUUCAAGUAAUAAUCAUCAUAUUAAUCAUUUUGCUCUGCAGACUCUGUAGUUCUUCUGCCUUAGUGUCUCGGUCUGAUUGCAUUUUAAUGAAGAAAUGAUAAAUGAAUCUAGUGCUGACUUGCAAGGGUGACUACAUCAUAUCAUUUUACCGCUAAAUAAAUCAUCCAAAAAAUACUCAAAGAGAUUUAUGAGAGAUAUCUUUAAAAAUGUUUGAUAAAUACCUUUAAAUAAAACAUUUCUUUGACUUAUAUCUUCAGGAGGCGGUGCGAGUUUUGAUCCGUCACUCUGCUGAUGUCAACGCUCGGGACAAGAACUGGCAGACGCCGCUUCACGUCGCCGCAGCCAAUAAUGCGCUGCGAUGCGCUGAGGUCAUCAUCCCACUUUUGAGCAGCGUCAACGUGUCGGACCGCGGUGGGCGCACUGCUUUGCAUCACGCCGCCCUCAAUGGCCACACUGAGGUACUGCAGGAGCUCAGUUAUUUAUGUGUUGUGCACAUUUCCAGCUUUGAUAUAUUAACUAAUGAACAGGUGUAUUCAACUUGUGUUUCUCCAUGAUAUAUUCACUAACAAACAGGUGUUAGGUGUGUUUAGCUUGUUUCCCUCUGCCAAAUAUUCAUUAAUAAGUGGGCGGUGAUGUAACCCUCCUUUGUGCUAUUGUUGCUGAAGCCUGUCGGAGGAAACAGGUGGGUGAGUGCAGCUGCACCUCUGUUGUUAUUAAGUGGGCUGCUCAUUUUGAAACACUCUCGUCUCCGGGAGAAUCAUUCACAAGUGCGCUGAAUCUAAAAUUAACAAUGAGAGGCAGCAGAAUGAACGCCUUCUUCUAUUCCUGCCCAUCCCGGCCUCUCCUGACUGUUUAUGCAACAGCUGAGCCCAGUGAUGAGACAUGUUUACAACGUCGUUAUAUAAAGACAGUCGCCCACGCUGACACAUGCAGGGCCUGCUGCGCACACUCAAACAUAUAAACACAAAUAUACUCCUCUUAGAUUACCUCCCUGAUUUUCCCCUCCUUGUGCUUCUUAGAUGGUGAACCUCCUCCUCGCCAAAGGAGCAAACAUCAACGCCUUCGAUAAGAAGGACGGCCGGGCGUUGCACUGGGCUGCUUUCAUGGGUGAGAAACAAAGAAAGAGUUUAUCAGAGGCGAAUUUAACGCCUUUGAGUAGGUCAUGGCACAUGUGUGUGAAAAAAAAAAAUUAGAUCAAUAGCCGGGGGAUGUUUUUGAUCGAGCUCGAGCUGUGUGGAGGGUUUCUGGUUUUUACGCCAGAAGAAAACCAAGUGGGUGAUUAAACAAUGAAACAAAAAGCAAAAAAACAUUUUCAGAGUGUUAAAAAAACACUCAGAAAAAAACUGAGUAAGUUUCAGGUUUUAACAAAUAUUUCUUGUAUCCAAAAAGGCUCAAAAAGACUUCUUAUGGUUUUUAAAUAGUUUUGACAAAGAUAUGUGUCUAAAUGUUUUGACCAGAAAACAUUUCUACAAAAUGAUAAAUGUAUAAAUUUAAAGGCUUUUAAACUCAGUGAUUUAUUUUGUAAUCAGACUUUCUACUUUAGUAAAAGAAACAAUGAAAUAUUGUAAAAUUAUCCCCUUAAAGAGUCCUGCAUUCAAAACCAGAAGUAACUUCAACAAAAUGUGCUUUUGAAAACACUGAAUGAAAAGUGACAGCACUCACACAGGAGAAUAAACUUUUUUAGAAGAAGUAAACAAGAAAGUUUGAGUCUCUGACUUUUUAAAGUUUGCACAGCUGGAGUAAAAUUCAGUUACUUCAUGCGGUACCAGGAAGCCUGGCAUUUGGUAAAAUUAAUCACAAUCAAUCGCAUAAUUUUAACAGUUGAUUGCAGUUAAUUACAUAUUAAAUCAUCUGUUUAGAAUUACAUUAUCCUGCAUUUUGAAGAGUUUUGAUUGGAUAAUCAAGAGAAUGCAAUGAAAUGUAUUUUACAAUCUUGAGUUUUAGAUUUUUUUUAUUCAAAUAAAUACUCCAGAGUGCCUCAGAGAGCUUAUUCUGCCAAGUGGAGGGUUUGUUUCUUUCUGUCAUACUUGGAAAAAUGUGCCGGAGUGGAAAGCAUGAGGUUCAGAUCAGGGUGUUUUUGAUAAAUCACUGGUGUCCAAGGAUCCCUGGUUAAUGCAACAGCAUUUGCAUUUUUUUAGGCGUUCCAGUUUGACGUCUUUCACUUUUUCAUGCAUGAAACUAAAAAACUGGUUUUGUGUCCAUUCACAAAUAGCUUAGCUCAUAGCUGGUAGUUCAAAUCCAGAGCUCCUCGGUGAUCCUUUUUUUUGUCCCUGCAGGUCAUCUGGAUGUGGUGUGUCUGCUGGUGAGUCAGGGGGCUGAGAUCAGCUGUAAGGACAAACGGGGAUACACUCCCCUCCACACGGCGGCCUCCAGCGGACAGAUCGCUGUGGUCAAACACCUGCUGAACCUGGCUGUGGAGGUCAGACCUCACACAAAGAUUCACGGUUUUACACAAACAUACGCCCUGAAACACAUCUUCUCUUGGCCAUCACAUCAGGUCUUUGCCUUACUUUAUCAACAGAUCGACGAGUCCAAUGGGUUUGGGAACACGGCGCUCCACUUGGCGUGCUUUAAUGGUCAGGACGCUGUUGUCAGUGAGCUGAUUGAUUACGGCGCCAAUGUCAGCCAGCCCAACAACAAAGGUUUCACCCCUCUGCACUUUGCUGCCGCCUCCACACAUGGAGCGCUCUGUCUGGAGUUCCUGGUUAACAAUGGAGCUGAUGUCAAUGUUCAGGUACUCCAUCACAUAAUUUUUAACAAAAGUAAGAAUUAGUUUUUUUUAUUAUUAUUAUUAGCAGAAUGUCAAGAAAUUAAUCUGAUUCUUCUCCUCGCCAUCUUUAGAGUCGCGAUGGGAAAAGUCCUCUUCACAUGACGGCGGUUCAUGGACGCUUCACCCGCUCACAAACUCUUAUCCAAAAUGGUGAGACCUCUUCACUCGACAUGUCUUGUCUCUGUAUCUCUAAAUCUGCUCAUACUAAUAUAACCUUUAACUCAGGUGGAGAGAUCGACAGUGUUGACAAAGACGGAAACACUCCUCUUCACAUUGCUGCCCGUUAUGGUCAUGAACUCCUCAUCAACACGCUCAUUACUAGUGGAGCAGACUGCACAAGGUUUGCCAUCAGAUUGUUUAAAUUUGUACUUAAAUUCUUGAUAAAGUUAUCCGGUGUUUUUUUAAAAAAGAGGUUAUUGUUUCUUUCUCUAAAGACGGGGAGUCCACGGCAUGUUUCCUCUCCACCUGGCUGCCUUGAACGCUCACUCGGACUGCUGCAGGAAACUGCUGUCCUCAGGUAGCAGACACCAUCAACUACUGUCAUUUUCUUUCAAUGAAUUAUAAUCUGUAUAAUCUAGAAUAUAAUACGGUUUAUCAGGUAAAUUUAUGAGAGCAGCCCAGUUCUCUAGUGAGCUAAAAAGUGGACUGUAAGAUCAUUGUGAUGUUCUGUCCUCUGAUACUUUAUGUGAGGAUUGAGUCAAAUAAGUGAAAUACUCGUUUGUUUUGAUUAAUAAUGAGUUUAUCAGGUCUGUUAUUCUGCUCCUAAGGAAUCUACAACCAUGAGCAUGCUCAUUAAAAAGCUUUAUUUAAAAGAGGAGGCAAUAACAAACACUGAUUUUAGACAAAAAUAGCUCUUUUGUGUUGAAAUUUGAUUCAGUUUUACAAUUCAGGGCCUGAUUUUUCACUCCCAGCAAUCAGAGAGUGGACUGAUCGGAUGUUUGUCAUACGCUGUUAGCAAUUAGCAAGCUAAUAGCUAAUCAGACUCGGAAUCAGAAAUACUUCAAUAAUCCCCAAAUUGCUUUACCUGGUAGUAACUUCAGUGCAAAGAAAGUAGAAAGAGGGGAUAAAUAAAAGAUAAAAUUAGUAAAAAAUGAAGAGAAGAUAUACAAGUAUGUACACUUUAUACAACACAAAAUAGUAAAAUAACAGCUAUUUUCAAUGUCUAUUAAACCAAAUGCAGCUUUUGAAAGCUAAUCUUUUAGCCUUUACAUUGUUAGCACUAGCUUUAGCCUUUUAGCCUGGUGUAACGAACGUGUUUCUAGUUACUUAUUUCCUUUAAAUACCAUUUAAAACAUAAAGAGUUACAUAAGUACCAAUAAUCUUCAAAAAUGUAAGACAAAUACAUUAUUUAUAAACAACUGUCAGAGGAACUUUGCAUGUAGCCUUGCAUUAGCUUGUUUGACUAGCAAGCAAAGCUUUUACAUGUGUUCGUCAAAAUAAAACCCUCUCCGGGUGGUAGAUGUAUUAAAAAGUGUUUUUUUUAAAAUGCCCAGUUAUUGUCCAACUUCAUUGAUAAUGAGUGAUUAGCGCUCUGAGAUUUGAGCUGAUUUAGAGUCUGUUUCUGUAAAAACACAAUGAGGUUUGAGCUCGGUUGUUUGUCUUUCUCCCGUCAGUGAAUUCCUUCACAAACACUCACAUUCAGCUCGGUCCAAAUUCAAGUCACAAUGUUCCAGCUACAGAAAAGGCCUCUGAGUCUAAUUACUCACCGAUCGGACCACUCUCCCUCUGGACAGGAGUGUGUUUUUACUAAAAUCUCCUCUUAGUAAAUCAACAUUGAUGGUUAAAAUCUUGUUUAUGUUUCAAGAAAUUUCCUUACUGCUUUUGGCCAUGAAAUAAUUUGUCUUUCCACUCAUCCCCUGUGUUUUUCGUCAGGAUUUACUGCGACAGAGGAGACCGGUUUAUUAAACAAAUGUGAAGUAGGGAAAAAGGGAAAAGACAAAAAUCCUCUCUGGCUCCAGAUCUCUUUAGAUGGUUUAGAAAGGCGCUGGUUUCUCGUGUCUGCAGGCGUGGAGCAGGAUGAAUCUGUGCUCCUCAUGUGGCUCUGCUGAGUCGCUGUAGUGAAACAACAAAGAAGUCAUUUACAUGUGUUUCAGUCUCUGUGCAGCUGCAGUGUUGCGUACGGUCAGGGUUGUUGUUUGCAGCCGGAGCUUUUUGUAAUUUGUUGCACUAAAUCUGGAGCUGAAAGUCCCUGAAAGAAAGCAUUAGACCAGGCAAACUGUGACCAAUAAUGGAUGAAAAACUUCGACACAAGGUGAAACAAAAGGCAGUCAUAAUACAUCCACUUCAGGUGGUCGAUUUUUUUUUCUGCACUCAGCCUGUCGGCACAAAAGGUCAAGUGAAUCUGUCCUCAAAAGUCUGAAAAUUUAAAGGGAUAUUCCAGCGUAAAAUUAAUUUAGGGUCAAUCACACCGUAACACCGAGUUAGACACCCCCUUGAGGGAUAAAUGUUGCCGACCGCUUGCUUCUCUCUUAGUGAGACCUUGGGCAAGUCCAUCGACUGCAGCGGGGGGACGCAGCUCAAGGAAGAACAUUUAGGAUCAUUUCUUCAUGGAAAUGCAAUCAAACGAGACGCAAAGGCAGAAGAACUACCGUGUCUGCAGUGCAAAAUGAUUAAUACAGUGAUUAUUACUUCAAGGAAAUGAUAAAGAAAUGAUCAUAGAUGUUCUUCCUUGAGCUGCGUCGUCGCGCUGUAGUCAAUGGACUUGCCCGAGGUCUCACUACAAACAAGCAGCUGCUGGAAGAGAGUAGGUGAGUUGUGUUUAGUCUCUUUGCUAAAGAAAUUAGACAAAGCUAAAAAGAUGUUUGGUGGCUAGUGCUGUGGCUGGGACCCUAUAUGUCCUGUUGAUGAAGUUAUGUGCUGUUCUGAGCAUUAUUUAUUUGUGGCUAUAGAGUGGCGUUUUGGUUGAGGUUUGUUGAUGGCUUUGUUGGUGGAAGAUCCCUUUAACAGCAGGUUAAUUGAUUUGGGUGCUUUUUCUUCCUUUUCUGGUAUGUUUUAAGUUUUUAUGUAGAACAAGUAACCGUCGAUCAACCCUCAGCCCGUUCUCAUCUUGUACCGUCUCCUUUUUAUUACUAAGAAUCAAAUCAGGACAAAACAAAACAUCAAAAUCAAAGUGUUGGCUAUUAGAAGAUUCAGAGAAUCUGGAGAAAGGACCAAAACCAACACUAGAUGGCAUUAGCAUUAAAAACAGACCAGACUCUGUGAUGGAAAUCACUGCAUGGGUUUAGAAAUACCCCUUCAAACCAAUGUCUGUGAAUACAGUAUGUUGCUACAUCCUUGAAUGUAGGUUGAAGCUGCUUUAUGCAACCAUCAUAGACAUGAAUACUCUCUACUGUAGUUUCUGUUUCAUGUUGUUAUUUGCUUUAAAUUAUUGUAUAGGAUUCAUUUCCAAACAGAGCCGCUUGCUGCUCUUUUUCUCUCUCUUGUUUUAACUUGUAUGUCUCAUAUCUGAUCCGUCUUUGUUUCCUUAUGAUUCAUCGGCUCUCUCUGUGUUUAACACGUAGCUCGCAGACUUCUUUGUGUUUUCCUGUGCACCGUCACCUAACCUCCGUCCUCACCUGUCGCACUUAUUCCUGUCUUUCUCUCCUUCCUGUCUCCGUGUCCCUUUCUUCUGUCCCUCUCUGUGUCUCCACUGCUGCUGCUGCUGCUGUGUCUUGUCUGGCCUCCCUUCGUCUCCCUGUGCUGCCCUCUUCAGGUCGGAGGUUUAGCAUAAUGUGUAACGACUCGGUCCUAUCUGCAGGCUUCCAGAUCGACACGCCUGACACUUUGGGGAGGACCUGCCUGCACGCCGCUGCUGCUGGAGGGUGAGCAACAGUGACGUUUACGACAUAAUAAGCCAAAAAUGAAUAAAUGAAUUUUUAAGCUUUAAUUUUAAGACCUUAGACUUGUUCCUUUGACGGGAAACUUCACACCUACACGUAAAAUUAAAAAGUGCAGUGCAAACAACUCAUACUGGAGGUGGAACAGGAAUUGAGGUCACCAAAAUCUUAGUUGUAAUCAUUCAUUGCACAAGAAAAUGGAGCAUGCACCACCAGGGCAAGGAGAAAGGAGGAUUAUUUAGAAGGAGGUUUGUGUAAUUUUCCCCUUUGCCUCUUUUUGGCUGACCUGAUCUUUGUUAAAAACCUGUGGGAAACCUUACUGCUCAUUUUCACUCCAUCUUAAUUCUUUACCACGGUCUCACAUAGCUGCAAAACAACCAGAAAGCAGAUGAAAAGACAGAUACAACUUUAUAACUACUUGAAAAUUAAAGCUGUAUUCAGGGAUUUCUUUAUGUUACUGGGGAUAAAAUCAAUUCUUUCUUAAAAAACUGAUAAGAGUCUCUUUUUUAAGCUCUAAUUUUGUUUUUCCUCUUCUUUACAGAAACGUGGAGUGUGUGAAGUUGCUCCUGAGCAGCGGAGGAGAACACAACAGGAGGGAUAACUGUGGCAGGUAAGAGCGUGCAUCAUUUUUUAAAAAAAUGUAACACUGUCAGAUAAAAAGCAGAUAAGUACAACUGAGUGUUUGCAAGACUUCAAUGAAAUAAGCAGACAUGCAAAACGAGAAAAUGAUUUAUUCAAUGUUUUAACUUAAAUGUUUAAUCUUCAGUUUGUUCCUGUGGAAAGGUGCUGGUCACCUGCUUUUGCUCUACAUACAGACUGUUUUUUUCUCCAGACAUCAAAUCCAGCUCAUACCUGACUACUCAAUGUUACUCAGACUACAAACACAAAUCCAAACACCUCUCAUACUAGAAUCUAGGCCUCUGCUUAUAGAGCUGAGAGUUUUAACCCUGCCCCUUUUCAUCUCUAUGAAGUUUAAAAACCCCAUAUUUUAUCUCGGACUCUCAGAUCCUCUGAUCAGAACCUUCUGACUGUCCCUAAGUCAAGAUUUAAGAUCAGGGGUGACCGAGCCCUUUCAGUUACUGCGCCUAAACUCUGGAAUGCUCUUCCUCUUCAUGUCCGACUGUUCCCCUCACUGCCUGUUUCUAAAUCAGACUUGGAGACGCACUUUUACUCCUUGGCUUUCGACUCUUGGGAACUUGGCCUUUUAACCAUGUGCUGUUUUUGAUGUGGUCCUGUGUCUUUGUUUUAUUGUUUGUGUUAAUUCUGUUUUUAUUGUUUUUUUAAUUCUACUGUACAGCACUUUGGUCAGCGUUUUGUUGUUUUUAAAUGUGCUUUAUAAAUGAACUUGGAUUGGAUUAAAUUUAAGAUGAAGCCUUGAUUCAGAGGGAGUCACUCAACAGGACAAGUUGUGGGCUGGGUCCCUUUAUUGUCUUUAGCCGUGUGUGUGUGUGAAUAGGUGUAAGACGAUUAAGCGGGGUGUGUGUGAGUGUGUGUGAGUGUGUGUGUGAGCCAAGUUCUCCUCAAUUAUUGGAGUCAAAUACUCAAUGAGUCUUUUUUUGUUGUUGUUGUUAAAGGUCAGUCUGAUUCAACCCGCCGGGACAAACCUCCUGAUUAACUGAUCUUAAUAACAGGUCAUGGAUUGUUCAGUCCUCUCUGAGCUUUUAGGAACAAUAGCAUUAACAUUUCCUCAAGGACGCCCUGUCCACAUGUUGUUGGCAUUGAUGAAGUAACUGUUGCAUCAUCACAGAUGCUCAGAGUGAAAAGAAAAUGACAAUUAGAGGAAAACACGACUGAAACACUCAGCACCUCUGAGUGAAGCAUCGGUGUCUUGUGUCCUAAAUCUAAGCUGAAAAGCGUCAUCUUUGUUCCCACAGGACCCCACUCCACUACGCUGCAGCCAGCCGCCACUAUCAGUGUCUGGAGACUCUGGUUGCUUGUGGGACCGCCAUCAACGCCACUGACCAGUGGGGGCGCUCUGCUCUGCACUAUGCUGCUGCCUCAGAUCUGGACCGAAGGUGAGGAGGAUUGAACAAAAUGAACAAAAAAAGAGGAGACAGGAAGUAUUUUCCUCUGAAGUCUGUUCACACCCCGUCUCUGGUGUGAAUCUGAGCGUCUCUCUGCUGUUGUCGCAUAUAGAAAAACCUCAAAGUUCACACCUCCCUGUUUCUAUGGCAACUAGAGGUGACUCCAAGGUGAUGAGAGUCAUGUGAGGAUGAGAGGAUUAGAGGCUGCUCAGUUCAUGAUGCAGCACACACACACACACACACACACACACACACACACACACACACACACACACACACACACACACACACACACCCAUCUUGUGGUUAUAUACUGACCUGAGAAUCUGCAGGUGUCUCUCUAUAAAAAUAACAUCUCUCUCCCUUUUAUCUCGCCCCUCCCUCCUCAUCUCGCCUCCCCCCUCCUGCAGGCGUCGAGUCGCUCUGGAGCCGGAGAGUGAAGGAGUUCAGGCUGAGAGGGAAAAAGAGGCAGCUCUGUGAGUGUUUUUCUCGCUUUCAUCAACCCAAAAAUGGAAAACAAAGUCAAACUGAUAUUAUUUUAAGGUUUGGUAGAUUAGUUAAACUAACAAAGAGGCCGAGCUGCUGAGGAUCCCUGUGCUUCAGGUACACUGAGUAAAAUUUAGUGGCAUUUUCCAAAGACAUGAAAUGUAUUUAGCAGAAGUUUGUUUAAAUUAUUUCACUUCAAAUAAGAUAUCGUCUUUGUCUCGUUUCUGAUGACUUACAAAGACUGCAGCAGGUCCUCCCUUAAUAUGACCCUAAUACUCCACUGAACUUGUUGGUUUUGUUCAUCAUCACUUCACUGAUAUCAGUGUUUGUUACCAAAACAAUGAAAAACUCAUUAAAGUUCUCUCAGAGCUGAGUCAUUAAGAUGAAAUCACUGAGAUAAUCUCCGCCUCAAAACUUGAAAUUGCUGAAUCUCUUGUGUCUGUUGUGGAUGAUACCAUCUCUAUUGUGGAAAUCUCCUUUCGUUCCUGUUGUCUUGGUGACGGGAGAGAUUGGCGAGGAAGCGUCCCAUUCUAGAUUCUUACACACUUGAUCUUUAACUCACUCCAAAAUAAAAGAAAAGACCGAACUAUUCCUUUAACGUUAACUUUUAGCUAACAUGCUAUACUAACUGAUGUGCUUUUUUAGUUUAAACUAUGAAUAUGUACAUAUUUUUCCCCAUCUCUUUGUGUUUGAGGACUUUUCUUGGAAUCAAAAUGCUACAUCUCCGCGUUUUUAAACCCCCUCCCCCCUGAAAAAAUGUGAAUUAAUCCACAGUUUUUGUCUUUGUGCUCCAGAUGUUUGGAGUUCCUGCUGCAGAGCGGAGCGACGGCGUCUCUGAAAGACAAACAGGGUUACAGUCCUGUUCACUACGCUGCAGCCUAUGGACACAGGCACUGUCUGGAGCUGGUCAGUACACACACACACACACACACACACACACAGAGGAAAUAGCUGUAUCGUCGGAUAAUGCCUGCAGGAGUUUUCUCCGUCUCCUGGCUGAUCAUAUUUUCUCUGCUCACCACGCAAAGACAUUCCAGCUUCGAUGUGAUUUGCGUCCAAAAUUUCCUGUUUUUUUUUUUAUAUUCAGAUAAUUUUGUUAGAAGUUUUUCUGAUGUUUUUUUGUGUCACGCUGCAGCUGCUGGACAGAGACGACAGCCACCAAGACGACCCAGAAUCUCCAAACGCCCGGAGCCCUCUUCACCUCGCCGUGAGUUUGACCUUUCAUCUCCUCGCUUUUCUUCUUAUUCUAACCCUCUUGCCUGUUUCUCAUGGUCUCCCCUCAUUUAAGCAUCAUAUUUAACACUGCGUCUCUGUGCAGGCGUAUCACGGUCACGCUCAGGCUCUGGAGGUGCUGCUGCAGGGGGAGAGGGAUGUGGAUCAGGGGGAUGAGUCAGGGAGGACCCCUCUGGCCCUUGCUGCCCUUCGGGGCCACACAGACUGUGUCCACACGCUCCUCUCACAGGGGGCGUCACCGCGCACCACGGACACCCAGCACGGACGCACACCUGUUCACCUUGCAGGUUGGUUUCUGGGUUUUUCCUGGAACUUCAGCUCCUCAUGUUUCUCCAGUAUUUAGAUUUUUGGUGCAUGUGUUUGUGCAGGAUCUUCUCUCUUUGCAUCAGUGAGUCAUUAAACUAUCUAAUAAUAAACAUUGCAGUCACACUCUUCAUUGUUCUCCCUCUCCUCUAGUGAUGAACGGUCACACGACGUGUGUGCGCCUCCUGCUGGAUGAAUCAGACGGUGCAGAGCUCGUAGAUGCUGCAGACUCUCAGGGACAGUGAGUUCUCAUCAUGAUUUCCUCUCUCUCUCUGUGUUUUAUUUUAUUUUUUUUACUUUUUCGCUCUGAUUCUCUAAUCUUUUCUUUUCUGCAGGACUCCAUUGAUGCUGGCAGUGGCUGGAGGUCAUGUGGACGCCGUGUCGCUGCUGCUGGAACGGGAAGCAAACGUGAACGUGGCGAAUAAACACGGGCUGACUGCGCUGCACCUCGGAGUGAGCUUAAAAAAAAAGCUUUGAACUUUUUGUGUUGUGUUUUCCUUUCUUUCAGACAUUUCAAGACUGUUUUAGCGUGAUUGUAAGAACAUAAUUUUAGAGUGUUCCUCUUUAGAUUUGGGCAACAGCGCAGAUUUAUCAGAUCUCAGGACAGUUUUCUCAUGAACGUGGAUAAAUCAUAUCCAAUACGGAGAGAUUUGCAUCCCUUCCUUUCUAAAAAUCAUCCAACACGUUAAAUCAGCAGUGUUUGUUAUCAUUCUCUACCUCUCUCUCUCUCUCCUCAGCUGCUGUGUGGUCAGGAGGAGUGUAUCCAGUGUCUCUUGGAGCAGGAAGCCUCUGUGUUGCUCGGAGACUCUCGAGGUCGGACAGCAAUCCACCUUGCAGCUGCUCGAGGCCACGCCUCCUGGCUGAGCGAGCUGCUGAGCAUCGCCUGCUCCGAGCCGCCGUCUCUACCCCCGCUGAGAGACCACCAAGGAUACACACCUCUGCACUGGGCCUGCUACUACGGUCAGAACUCACACACACACACAGAGACCUUCAGUGUCUGCUUCACUGUAGAUCUAUGAUAAAAUGUGUUCAGGCGUAAACUCUUUGUUUAGUCGCUGAAGGUUCAGACUCUUUGUUUGCUCAUCAAACUUUGAUGAGAAACAUUUUCAAGUGUCAACGAACAUUUUGAUCAAACUGUAGUUUUAAAGCGUUUGUGUUUGUGUGUGUGUGUGUGUGUGUGUGUGUGUGUGUCUGCAGGUCAUGAGGGGUGUGUGGAGGUGCUGCUGGAGCAGAAAGGAUGUCGCUGCAUCGACGGGAAUCCAUUUACUCCUCUGCACUGUGCUGUGUAGGUCAAACACACGUCUAGCAUCAUUCAUGAUGGAUAUGUUUUUGAGAUCAUUUUCAUCCAUCCUGAGGGGGAAAUCCAUUUUUUCACUCUGUUAUUGAACAAACACACACUGGUAAACAAACAGGAUCAUAUGGUGAUGCACUAAUGGAGAGAGGUCAGAGCUAAGAGGCUGCACACAGAUAUUAGGACACGGGGUAUGACCUGGUACCCUCUGAUACAUGAAACAAGCCUCUACACACUGAACUGUCUAACUCGGUGUUACAGUGUGUUUGACCCUAGAUUAAUUUUACACCUGAAUAUCCCUUUAAACAAACAGGAUAUAAUGAUUGACAGAAUAUUUUAGAUAAGUCUGAAAACAGGAUCACAUAAACAGAUAAGACACUCCAGGAAUAUCUGGUUUUCUAUUUUUUCCUGUUCGCUCAGUGAAAUCUUGUUUGUGUUUAAUCUAACAGGGUGAACGAUCAUGAGCCGUGUGCAUCUCUGCUGCUGGAAGCGAUGGGCGCCGACAUCACUGGCUGCAAAGACUCAAAGGACAGGUAAGACACACGUGUGUGUGAUGCAGAUAGGGGGCGUUAUAAAAUGAGGGAUCUGAAAUGAAAUUGUUGUUUGUGUGUCUGCCCUGAAUACUCUGCUGUGUCCUCCUUCCUCUCCUCUUCUCCCCUCUUCCCCCUCUCCUGCAGGACUCCUCUUCACGCUGCGGCUUUUGCGGGUCAUGUUGACUGUGUUCAGCUGCUACUUUCCCACGAUGCACCUGUGGAUGCUGUCGACCAGUCAGGUCGCACGGCUUUGAUGAUGGCGGCAGAGAAAGGCAGAGUGGGAGCCCUCGGUACAGACGUUUGUUUUAUCAGUUUUUAAGACGCUUUAAAUCAUGUGUGGUUGAUUUUAACUGUAUUUAUUGUUUUUUAAGUCUGUUUUGCGUGUGUCUGAUUAUUUUAUCUUCUGCUUCAGAGGUGCUGUUGACCAGCGCCGGUGCCAACUUCAGUCUAACAGACAGAGAUGGAAACACUGCCCUGCAUCUAGCCUGCAGUAAUGUAGGUGUCAACAACAAUUUCAGUUUUAUUUAUAAAGUGGCCACUAGGAGGCAGCAGAAACACAUGAUUUUAGCCUCUAACCUUGUUUCUUUGGCUCACAGGGGAAGGAGGAGUGUGUGAUGUUGAUCCUGGAGAAGCUGUCUGACACUGCGCUCAUAAAUGCGACAAAUGCAGCUCUGCAAACGUGCGUAUUGAAACCCCCCCUGCUGUGAAAAAAUAACUUUUAAUUAAUGCUGUUAAUUUUUUAUUAUAAGUUGUGAUCAGAGACGGAGAACUGAGGGUAGAGUGUUUGGUUAAGUUUUCUUUGAAGAAGUUUAGAGAUGUCUUGCAGCAGGAAGAGCUGAACUGGACUGAAACUCUUUUAUCCUACUCUGUCUGUCAGUCCUCUCCAUCUGGCGGCUCGUAGCGGUCUGAAGAAGGCGGUUCAGGAGCUUCUGUCCGGAGGAGCCAACGUUCAGACGGUGGAUGAGAACGGUAGGUGAUCCCGGUCUGGUUCAAGGUUUCGGCUGCACGCUCAGCAUGAGGGUUUCCUCAGUUCCAGCAUGAAUUCGGCUUAACUAAUGAGGCGAAUCAGUGUGUGCUGCAAAGGUAUAUGUAUUUAAAGGAGGGUUCCCACUGCUCACAGAGUUCGCAGGUAAUACAUGUAUCAGAAUUUGAAUGUGAUGAGUCCAUCUUGGGUGUGUUUGUCUAUGGAAGUUACAAAAUCAGUGAAUUUUUCGCUUCAGAAGCUUUUUUAUCAGGAAGAUUUUUCUUCAUUUGAAACCACUGGUAACAAUAUGACACAAUAUGAAGGUAUGCGAUGUUGCUUUAAAUGCUCAACACUGAUCUGGUGUUCCAAAGGCGGGUGCAUUUAUGAAAAAAAACAUAACCCCUAAAAAAAUUCGAACAAAAGGUUUCUCAACUGUUUUGUAUAGUAUUAGAUGUCCUUGAUAACAUACUAAAAGUUUACCAAAGUUAGACCAAUAGGAAGGUGUCAUUUUCACGAUGGGUUGGAGGCACCCCAGGUAAAUAGGGUAACAUUUUUAACAAACAGAUAUCACCAUGAAACUUACCGAGUUUAUAACUUACAUUCAGACAAAUAUUUUUUGUAUUACAAGUUUUGUCAGAUGUUAUGUUUGAAUAUGAAAAUGAGGUAGUAUCUUAUUAAAUAUGCACUAAUUUGCAUACAUUUCCAGAGCUGAAAACUGAACAAUUGAUAAAGCCCCUUUCAAAAGUCUUGUUUUAUUUUGUUGACAUACUAGAGUCAGAAAAAGGGGAGGAGGGGACUGUGGAUAUCUCUUUGUAUCACUCUGUAAAUGAGAAAAUACUGACAUCACCCCUAAAAAUUCAAAUAUCUCAAGUUUCUCCCCGGGCUUCCAACCCAAUGUGGAUGCCAUCGUAGAAAUGACAACUUUCAAGUGGUCAAACUUUGGUAAACUUUUAGUAUGUUAUUAAGGACAUCUAAUGCGAUAAAAAACAGAAACUUUUUGUUCGAUUUUUUUGAGGGUCAAGUCAUAUUUUCACCUGACUAACAGGCUUUUCUACCAUCAUUGCAAAUCUAUGAAAAAAAACUUUUUGCUGCAGGCGAAUAAUCAGAAAUCAAUCAUUGCAGAUUAACACCCCGCUGAUAAAGGCCUGUUAGGCUGUCAGACUCAUUUUUGAUGCUUGACAGGAAACACUCUAUUUUAUGUUGUAUUUCAAACUGGAUACAGCAGAAACCACACGCAGUGAUCUGGUUAAGUACCAUCUAGCGUAAACUCUGGUGGGAAGUCUUUCCAGAACUGAAGAGAAGCAGAAAUCUGACAAAACUGACCGAGAGUGAUGAGGUUCAUUUUUAAUCCUCACAGUUGGAGCCGGGCUGCUCGAUUAUAACUCAGAACCACGAUUAUUUUGAUUGGUGUUGAUAUCAGGAUUAUUAAAAGUGAUUACCUGUGAUUUUACAAAUGCAUCACACACAACCUAAAAUCUAAAUGAAAUCCAAAUUCAACAGCCAGCUCCAGUGGGAACCCUGAUUUAAAGUGUUUCCAGGCUGCUUGUUUGUUGUUGACUGUUUGUUUGUUAUGAGGUGACUGUCAGCUGUGGUUGUUGUCUCUGUGCCCCCCCCUCCCUCCAUGUUGUGGACUGUCAGCUGGCUGAACACUAAUGGAAUGCUGCUCCGUCCCUCCUCUGUCCUCUGCUUCGCCUUCCCUGCUUCCUCCAUGUCCACGUCUCGCCCUCCUCCUCCUCCCUCUGUCCCUCUCUCUUUCUCUCUCUCUCUCUGUCUCUCUCUCUCUCUCCCUCUCUGUCUCUCUCUCUCUCUCUCUCUCUCUCAGGUCUGACGCCUGCUCUGGCUUGUGCUCCUAGCAGAGAGGUGGCUGACUGUCUGGCUCUCAUUCUGGCUACCAUGAUGCCUUUCUGCUCCCCUUGCAGCUCCGGGGCUCCCUCCCCAGGCGCCCUGUUGAGGCAGCUGCCCCACCAGGGAGGGAAGGGCCCUAGCACCGGCCCCCGGGCUCCACGAAGCCCCAGGAACCCCUCUGGACCCUCCAGCGAGGGGACAACAGAGAACGACUCGGAGGACUCUGAGACUUUCUGACACCUGCAGACCGACUCUCUACCCUCCUCCCUGGACCUGUGCACCUGAACUCCUCCCUCUCCCUUCCUCUCCUCUCCUCUCCUCCGAUGCAGUUUUUUUUAAGCUUCCUCUUCAGGCAGGAGGGUAGAGAUUUGGUUGAAACAGUUUGGAUCUUUCCUGGUUGUCAUUGUGGGGAAGAUGUACAGAGUUGCUUCCUCUUAGCGCCCUUUUUCUAGAGACAGAGAGGAGCAGCCGGACUUCCUGCAGACUGACGGAAACCUGCAGGACUUAUUCCACAAAGAUGAAGAAGAGGAUUAUGAUCCGGAGCCGCUGUGGACCGGGUCUGCAUGCUUGUGUUAACUCACACCACGGUUUGUUCCUUCUACUCACGGGUGCUUAAAUCCAAACCAACCUCGGUACUUCAGUCUCUCCUGAGAGACUCGUUUGUCUUAAAAGAAGCCAUUUUUAACUGUUUGUAUAAAAUGAAGUAGUAAUUAAGAAAGCUUAAGUGUAAUUUUAACCUUCUUAUGAUUUUGGCUUGUUGUUGUACCAAAUAUUUGACUUCCACACGUAAAUAAUGAACACAAACUGAAGGAAACAGGUACUUAAAGCUCGACUUUUUUAAACAUGUGAACAACUGAAGCACAAAUUUGGACUUUUAGUUUUUUUUAUAUAUAAAAUGUGAAGUGUGCAGCUUCAAAAAGAUGUUUCAUAGUUUGAAUAUCACCAGGAAAAAAGGGUAACAAUGGUGGGUGCAUCUCAAUUCUCUCAUUUGAGGAAGAGAAAAUCAGGAGAAAAAAUCUGUUUUUCUAUGUUUGAAUUGGAAACUUAAGUUAUAACUGUUACUGACUAGAAGCUUGACUCUUUGAGAUCAAAGGAGGUUAGAUAUUCCUUAUUCAUGUCCCACUUUCUCUGAAAUUUAUCAGACGUUUUUGCUGUUAAAUAAGCAGCUUAAUUUGGGGAAAUUCUGAGUUCAUGUCCUGUUAAUAUUUCUUGAUGUUUUCUUGUUAAAAGUUGAAUAAUUUAACAGUUUAGGUCAGUGGUUCUCAAGUCCAGUCCUCGAGCCCCCCCUUCCUGCAUGUUUUGGAUGUUUCCCUGCUCCAACACACCUGAUUCAAAUGAUCAGCUCGUUAGCAAGCUCUGGAAUGGCUUAAUAACGAGCUGAUCAUUUGAAUCAGGUGUGUUGUGUAUGUUGGACUUGAGAACCACUGGUUUAGGUAAAGAAUUGGAGUAAUAACAUUUCAUUAACACAUAUGAGCUUUUGUUUUCUGAACUUAAACAGCAGUGACCUCAAAAUUAGAUGUUUAUCCUAAAACUUAAUGGUUUUAAACUUGAUGAAUAAUUCCUUUUUGUCGUUCAAAAUCAGUUUUUUAACUCUAGAAAAUUAUCAGAUGAAAAAAAAGAUUACGUUUUUUAUGUUGCAAGGACAAAAAAUAUUUAGUUUUACUUCAAAAAGAAAUGAAAAUGUCAGAGCAAAACUCAGCUUUUUUGUGCAUUGCCAAUUAUCAUGCUUUGCCAUUAACCGAAAAAGCAUCUCUGACAAUAUCAGAGUUUUUUUCCACUUUAAAAAACUUAAUACCCUCCCUCCUAGCUUUGUUACGUACAUGGCUUUCGCAUUUAACAUAAGUAAUGAGACUUUCAUGCAGACCCCAGGAUCAAAUGAGGGAAUUGAAAUGUACCCCCAAGUGAACACAGGGUUUGUGAAAAUGUGAAUAAAAUCUGAUUUUUAAAAAUUUGAUCCUAUUUUGGCCUGAAAAGCAUCCUGCACAGUUUCAUCCUCCUUGAAAAACCAGGACAUUUCUCUCUGGAUGUUUCUAAAUGUUAAAUCAUUCAAGCACAGACUCUCCACAAAGACCAAAUUUCUGCAGAGACGAGAAGCUCUUUCAGCUCUCCUCACCUCUCUGAGGUUUUUUUAUGGUUUCCUACAUGAUGGUACAAAUACUGCCAGCACUUCAAUGUAAAGUAACACAGGGCCUUCACCACUUCCUGUCCUCCUCCUCCUCCUCCUCUUGUCUGUUUGCCUGUUUGUCUGCCUACCAGCUACGUGCCAUCGUCUCAGACCUGUCCAGUGCCUUGAUGUUGACUCAUUUUCUUUUACGAUAAAUCCUUUGUUUGUAUAAUAUUAAUAAUAUUCAGAUGAUUGAAGGAUCAACUCACCAAAAACACAAAAAUAUUUCCUUUUUCGCUGAAUUUUGGUGCCAAGAUACAACAGAAUAUAUCUGCAGGGGCGUCUUAAAAGCCUUUUCAAAGGGGAUUGGGGGAUCACGGACUAUGUGGAGUGAGAGUGUUCAAAGAUACACAGUUGCCUGAUCAAAAAGUCAACAUUAUGGGUUAAAAAGUCACAUUCCUGGGAUGUUAAGUGGGUCCAAAAAUGAGACACAUGGUCAGAAUUCAGUGAUAAAUAGUAGAAAUGAAGAGAUUAAUUUAUAAUUAUGAGAUUAAAAAGUCAGACUUUUGAGAUAUGAAGUCAAACUUAUAAGAUUAAACAUUGAAACUGUGGUACGGUAAGUCAGUCUUGUUAUAGUUGGUCAUAAAUGUGAUGUAAAAGUUGAAAUUAAAUCCAGUAAACUACAAUAAUAGACAGAUAAUGGAAAAAAAAGUCAUAACUCUGAAAAAGACUUUAUUGUUUCCACUGUCAUCUCAUAAGAAUGACCUACUCGUUCAUACUGAUGAGAAUGAGGUCUUUCUCAUAAUUACGCCUGAAUAAUUUAAAUACCUCGGAUGUUUUUGUCCUUCAUACUGACUUAUUACUCUCAUCAUCAUGACUGAAUAUCUUCCUCACAGCUCCGAUCACAUAAAAAAGUUUACCUGGUGAUAUUUUCUGACUUUUGGUGACUGAUUCUUGAAUAUUUCUGACAAAAUGUGGGCAGUUUUUUUUUUUUUUUAAGUUUUAGAGAUUUGAUUCACUCUGUGUGAGGAAUAUGCAGGUUUUUUUAUGAGAUGGUGUCUCAUUCCUCUAUUUUCUCUCUGCAUAGUCUGAGGAUUUUCUAAAAAUGAUCUUUUUUGUCAACGACGCUCAUGAAAAGACCAAAACCAGCAAUGUUACAGCGUUCGUCCCUCUGUUGUCUCUGAUUUGGCCCUCAGACUUAAGUCAUGUGUGAAAGCAAUUCAUAACUUUAAGAUAUUUAACUCAGACAGGCAGACAGUUGCAUUUUCGGGGCCUAUUUUCAGGUUGAAGUAAUAAAAGUCUUUUGGGCUGCAGGAUUUUUUGUGUUGGAUUUACUUUAAAACAUGUCUAACAUGAAGAGCUUUGGAAAACAUGGAGCGUGAAGGAGGAAUACUUCGCUAAACAGUUGGUUUUGGUCAUUUCUGGGCUUUUUUUGCAGACAUACAAGAAAACAGAAAAUCUCCAGACUGAUGUUUGAAGUCCGGUGUGUGUGAGGGUGUGAGUGUGUGUGUGUAAGUGUUAUUUUAGGUACUUAUGCUUUUGUAUGUGAUGUUGAAGUGAAGCUUUGUCUGAAAAAGGACAUACAUCAUGUCUUAAAGCUCACAGGGUGACACCUCCACCAUGAAACAUCAAACAGGAGUUUAUUUAAUUUUAUAUCUGGAUGAAGAAACGUCGGCUGUUUGUCAAUUUUCGGUCUAAAUUUGAAUCCCUGUCGGCUGCAGUUUGACUGAAUCCGAUUGAAGCACACACAUGUGAACAAGCACAGUUGUAUCUUAUUUUGAAGGUCUGCUGAGAGACUGAAUUUGUCUGCCAGUAUUAUUAUUAUUUUAAUUUUAAUUAUUUUAAAUCCAACAGAAAAUGAUCUCCACCUGUCCUGACAAUCGCUCCGUCACGUGUCUGAUCAUUUUCAUGCCAGUUCCUGAUGCAGUACCAUGCUGAUGCUGAGGGCUGUUUUUCAGCUUCCCUUUGUUUUAUAUGAAUUGUACAAUUAAAAAAAAUCUGUUUGAAGCUAA
Molecule: messenger RNA, 32721 nt
Organism: Xyrichtys novacula (pearly razorfish)
Lineage: Eukaryota; Metazoa; Chordata; Actinopteri; Labriformes; Labridae
Source: the annotation of a GenBank genome assembly